Messenger RNA from Fusarium tjaetaba, 3264 nucleotides. Its product is annotated as Rho-GTPase-activating 6. The coding region runs from base 1 to 3264 and encodes 1087 amino acids. The transcript is spliced from 2 exons. Gene Ontology annotation, biological process: signal transduction. Lineage: Eukaryota; Fungi; Ascomycota; Sordariomycetes; Hypocreales; Nectriaceae. The record is from RefSeq and is a predicted model, not a curated record.
AUGCUCUACCUUCCGCCUGAACACACUCCUUCUGCCCUAAUACUUCCAACUUGCAUUCGAGCUACUGCGCAUCACAUCGCCCAGCAUGUCACUACUCGAGGGAUCUUUCGUAUACCGGGGUCAAUCAGAGUAGUCAACAUGCUAUUCGAUUACUACUGCUGUACCGACAAUAUCGACAUCACAAACACUGUACGAUGCGCAAACCUGCCGAUGCAUGUGCAGGCUUCUGUCCACGAUGUGGCGUCGACAUUCAAGCGCCUUCUUUCGGUAAUACCUGGCGGUAUACUUGGUUCUUUGGCGCUGUUUGACGCUCUCGUCGCAAUCCAUUCGCAGCUACAGGGUGAUCCAGAGUUCCCUCGCACCAAACAGACCAAGGUGCGAGCCAGACUCAUCGCCUUGGCCAUCGCAACGGUACAAUCUCAAUUUCGGAGGGAACUCAUAUGCGCUGUCUUUGGACUUUUGAGUUUAAUUGGAAGAGUGGCAGAAAUCACCCCCAGAGAAGAUGAAGAAGGUCGACCACUACCCACGGGAGACCUCAUGGGCUACAAUGCACUCGGUAUCGUUUUUGGACCUCUUCUCGUAGGCGACUUACUUGGACUCUAUUGUACGAAGUUGGCCGCCCCAAAGGCAGGGUUGCUGGUGCUCCCGUUGAGAUCUCCAAGAUCACGACAAGAUCGGAAUGGAAGAAAGACACUCGGCAAUGAGCUUGGGGCACCUCCAACAAUGGACAAAAUUCUCAUCGCCAACACCAUCGCAGAAAUGCUUAUAGUCAAUUGGAGAGACGUGGUCCGACAAAUGAAAUCGCUCGGCAUGAACCGACCUCACCCACGAUCAACGAGUCAGGACGAUACCAACGAGAAUGGUUUUGUUAUCAGGAAACCACAAGGUUGGGAUCAGGAAUGGCGAGGAAACGAGGCGGGAGAUCAGACUCCACGAGAAAACAGCCCGGAGCCGCCUACACCUACCCUGGGCAUAUCUAAACAGCGGUCGCGCAGCCGUGGGAGUUCAGCCUCAAAAAGACUUGCAGCCAGACCCAACAUUGGUUGCUUAAGCCCAACUGUGGAGGAGAGUGUUCACGACGAGGAUAAGACCCAAAGACCAUCACAAGCAGGGGAGGGCAGGAGUUUUGUUCAAACGCCGCAGAAUUUGCAGAUGCCGACAAGCGCAGUUCACUUGAAAGACAGCAAGGAUGCGACACAGGACACACCACAGAGCGAGAGUAUACACAUCGCUCCAACACCCACCCCGCCUACAAGGGCCAGAGGACUGAUCAGUCGAGAUGGUCCCCAUCUGUCUCAAGAUGAUGUGCCACCUCGGACGUCCUCAAAAAGAGGAACAAAAACAACCCCUAUCCAACAAACCAGUACCGAGGAACCUUCGAGCCAGGACACUUCGAGAGUCUCAGCAACGGAGACCCCUUCAAUUGAACGAAAGGGCGCCAUAAGGAAGAAAUAUCCUGGAAAGGCAAAAGCCCUAAAGCCAAGUCGACAGCCGCUUGCUGUUGAGUGGACUAAACCUGCCAGGUCAUCAGAUACGUGCAUGGAGGGGCCUGGUUCAACUCAUCUGCCGUUUUAUUCUGAGAAGGACGCCAUUGAAGCUGCACUAAAAGCGCAUUUCGAGGAACUCAGAGAAUUGGAUUCGAUGGACCAACGCAAGAGUUCAGCCUCUACAAAUAUUGAUCAGACUUUGCAGAUGUCGAAUUAUACCAACACUCCAAAGGGUUUACACUUCCCAAUCGAUAGGCUAGAAGAGGGCAGCGAGUACACUGUCCACGGGGACAAAACACGAACACAGGCUUUGCAAGAAGCCAACUCUGCCUCGACAACACCAAGACAAUUUUAUUCGCCAAUGCAGGGGGAGCUACCCAGCAAUGGAUCACGGGGUCUUGAAUACGAAGAGACGCAAAAGCAAGCUAAGGGCAUUGGCACUGAAACUCCUGAACGACGACAUUCUCGAAUUGUGUCGUUGCCUGCCGAAACGCCAAAGAAUGAGAAGCAGCGCACUGCAUCCUCUCCCUGGUUCUCUGUCCCAAAAAGAAAAUCGACGGUAUUGACACGUCCAACCUUGACACCAGCAGACAAUCCAGGAGGCGUCAGAGCCAUGGCUGCCAAGUUUGAAACCGAUCAUUCAACCGAGACAUCUCCAUCAAAACCCAGGAGUGCGAGCAAAACUCAAGAUCUCAUAUUACAAUUUUCACAAGAGUCACCCACCAAGAGUAUCCGUUCCACAAGAUCUGUUUCAACUUUGGGACACAACCGGAAUGUUUCAAUUUCAAGCCAGGACCGGCGUCCCCGGCCACCAGCAAUAAAUACUGUUAGAGAUGAGGCUCUUGACCAGAAUUUGCGAGUCUCAAUCAGGGAGGAGGCUGCAAUGAGGGCAGUCGAGCUUCAACAAGCUGACAAGGGGCAAAGGUCAAGCUCCCACGAGCAACCGGAAAUGUUAGCUCAACGACAAACAAUCCCUAGGAGGAAGCCAGUCCCAGGCUCCAGGGGUAAAGAGGCAUCAUUAGAGAAUCCACGAAGCCUGGGAACCAUGAUGCCUCAUCCUGAACAGCCUCCUAUCGCCCAACACCUUAACCUUAUCAGACCAGCAUCAUCAGCAUCGAUUACGCAGUACGGGGCGGAUCAGACAGUUCCUCACAAGAUUUCAACUCCUUUUCAACGUCCCGGCAGUACAACUACACUCCAUGCACAGAUUCGAAGUCUCCAACGACAACUAGACCUAAAAACAGAAGAAGCUGUUCAUUUGCGAAGGCAGCUUGAGGUGCAAGGAGAUGCAGAUGUUGGAACAUUGAGUCAGCAACUACGAGAGGCCAAAAGGGAGGCACAGACGUGGAAGGAAAGAGCCAAGAGUGCAGAACGAAGAAUCAAAGUGUUUGAACGAUUCACAGCACGACUCAAAGGGAUACGAGAGGCUGUAGGAGUACACACGAGAAAUGUCGACCCAGACCUCGCAGCCAAGUACUUGGAAGAGGCUGCGAAUGAACAAAAAGAAAACACAUUCUUGGAGAAGGCAAUGGGUUACGAGAGCGACAGUUCAGGGAGAACAGAAGAUGCUGGUGUGGUUCAAGCUCGGAUACGCCGUUGUCUCCAUGGCUUGACCGAUGGUCCUCCAGACAAACCAUCCUUUGGACUCGACGAAAUCAAGAAUAUGGGCCCUGAAAGACCCAAGCGGGAUAUCAGCCCGAGCACAGUCGAGGUCUGGAUGGCGGCACAGGAGUUGCUACAGCUCGAUGAGGCUCAGGGGCAAAGAGAAGACGAAUGA